GGGUAAUUUCGUUAAAUCAUCACAGUGAAUCACCAUGACUCCUAAAGAACAAGGUGGUAAAGUUAAGCAAGUGAGAAAUAAAAAGCUUCUUCCGGAUCUGAGGAAGGAGGGCGUGCUCACGAAAGAAAUAAUCCUUGCUACAAAAGAAAAGCACCAAGGUUCGGCUGGAUAUCGGCUGUUCUCUCACCACACACUCGCUAGUGUAAGAAGAAUGAGCUACUUCCACCCGUUCCACAUACCUGACGACAGUCUAGACAUAGUGCUAGCGGCCACAUACAACCACUCGACGGAACGUUUCGCAGACAAGGAGGACCUAUACCUCCAGCCAGAGACCAUCGGCUGCGAAACCUGGCGCAGGCUGAGGAACACGUGCGAUAAGCGCACUGCUGUUGUUCUAGAUCACCCGCUAAAACGCGGCGGGCUGACCGAGCGGCGGUCGCCAUUCAGCGUGAAGAUCAUGAACUCCGGUGUACACUCGUCGCAGACCAACCCCGGCUACAGCCGCAAACCGGCCGGCGGCGCCAUUUUCUUCUACUAAUAAGCAUAAAUAAAAAAGUUG
Cydia amplana is the source of this 559-nucleotide messenger RNA. RefSeq names its product protein CFAP276. Bases 35 to 538 code for a protein of 167 amino acids. Lineage: Eukaryota; Metazoa; Arthropoda; Insecta; Lepidoptera; Tortricidae. The transcript is spliced from 4 exons. The record is from RefSeq and is a predicted model, not a curated record.